This is a messenger RNA of Amaranthus tricolor (Joseph's coat), 1874 nucleotides long. RefSeq names its product homeobox-leucine zipper protein ATHB-16-like. The record is from RefSeq and is a predicted model, not a curated record. Gene Ontology annotation, cellular component: nucleus. Gene Ontology annotation, molecular function: sequence-specific DNA binding; DNA-binding transcription factor activity, RNA polymerase II-specific. The coding region runs from base 445 to 1437 and encodes 330 amino acids. The transcript has 3 exons. NCBI's taxonomy places the organism in Eukaryota, Viridiplantae, Streptophyta, Magnoliopsida, Caryophyllales, Amaranthaceae. Gene Ontology annotation, biological process: positive regulation of DNA-templated transcription.
GUUAAAAUUUAACCUUUAUGACUAACCCCAGUUUGUUUAUUUAAGGACACUGAAUUCUGUGAGCCUUCUGGCUUUGGGUUGUGAUCUUGUUUUUUUAGCACAACUCUCCUUCUCUCUCCUCCUCCUCCCUAAAAAAAUUCUUUGUUUCUCUUUCUUCUCUUGGAUCAAGAAAUAUUUUACAAAAUUCUUUUUAUUUUAUAUACAUCUGCGUAGAACGGAUUGGUGUUUUAAUUUUUUUUUUUAAUUUAAUUUAUUUCUGCAUGGGGUUACUACUGGAUGAAAUAACUGAUGAUGAUGGGAGGAUUGAUCAUAAAUGGUUGAUUAAACAAAAAAUAAUAAGAAUCUAAACCCCCCCCCCCAAAAAAAAAAAAGAAAAAAACCUUUUGACAAGCUGAAACAAAUUUGGUUCAAUUCUAGCUCCCCCAUCUCCCCUUUUCUUGAAUCAUGAAGAGAUUAAACAGUUCAGAUUCUCUGGGUGCCCUUUUUUCCAUGUGCCCUUCAUCAGAUGAUCAUAGUCCAAGGAACAACAUAUACAGUAGGGAUUACUGUAUGUUAGAUGGGCUAGAUGAAGAUGGGUGCAUAGAAGAAAGUGGUCAUGUACCUGAAAAGAAAAGAAGGCUUAGUGUGGAUCAAGUUAAGGCUUUGGAGAGAAAUUUUGAGGUCGAAAACAAGUUAGAGCCUGAAAGGAAGGUUAAACUAGCUCAAGAACUUGGGUUACAACCUAGACAAGUUGCUGUUUGGUUUCAAAAUAGGAGAGCCAGGUGGAAAACUAAGCAAUUGGAAAGAGAUUAUGGUGUUCUUAAGUCUAGUUUUGAUACUCUUAAACAUAAUUAUGAAUCACUUCAACUAGACAAAGAUGCUCUAUUAAAAGAGAUUAAAGAGCUGAAAGCAAAGCUAAAUUCAGAGAGUAAUAAGAGCAGCAUCAAAGAAGAAAUUUCUCUGUAUGAAUCUGAUCAUAUGAAUGAGAUUGACAUUGAACCAAUCACUCCACCAGAAUCAAUGAGUGAUGGAUCACAAAAUGCAAAAUUAAUAAAGGUAAAAAAUGUGUUUGCAGAGGUUAAAGAUGGUUCAGAUAGUGAUUCAAGUGCAAUUUUAAACGAUCGUGAUAACAGCCCAAAUGCCUCAAAUUCUUCAAGUGGGCAAAUUUUCCAGACUCAACAACUGAUCAUGUCUCCUAAUUCAUCAUCCUUCAGAUUCAACUGUUCAUCAUCAUCAUCCCCGCCAUCAUCAAUCAACGGUUUAAGUUUUUCUGAUUCAAGAUCAGACGGUCUAGAAACAAAAUCCCAAAAGAAUUUUGAUCAUGAUAAUAAUGUGUAUCAUCCCCACUUUGUGAAGAUUGAAGAACACAACUUUUUUAGUGGAGAAGAGGCUUGUAAUUUCUUUUCAGAAGAACAAGCUCCUUCUCUUCCUUGGUAUUGCCCAGAUCAAUGGAGUUAAAUAAAAAAAUAAAAAAGAAACCCAGAUUUAAAAGUUCUUAAAUUAAUUAAUGGGAUAAAAAAGUGUAAAAAUUGAUGAAUUUGGUAAGGAGAUGUUUGGUUACCAAACACCAUAAAAAGAAAAAACAUCCUCCAUUAAAUGUGAAGAAGUUAGGUUCCCAAGGUGGUCAGAAUUUGAUGUAAGGAAGGAAGAAAAAUGGAAGGAGGCCAUGUGGGCAGGACAUGGGAAGAGAGAGAGAAAGAAAGGUGAGUUUUUGGAGGCUUAUGUGAAAUCUGCUGUGCCUGAAAUGUACACCGUGCGGCAAUGAAUGAUUAGGCAGUAAUUGGAGCACCUAUUUCUGUAAAAAUCAUAAAAUUUUCAAAUUAUUAUUAUUAAUAUUAUUAUAAUUACUUUAUUCUGCAAGAACAGGAUAAACCCUGUUUAUGCAGAGAAUAAAA